UCUAAAUUAAUUAGUCCUUUCAUUAAAAACAGGAGAAGGCCAUGAAUCGAUCGAUUCUAAAACUAUAUGGGGUUUUAUGUCAUUUGUCCAAUAAAACAGCAGAAACCAGAAGUAAAAAUCAGUAGGACAACUAUGUACUGGGAAAUCUCAUUGCUAGCUCCUGCAGUACCAGCCACAUAAACUCCUAGCCCUUACAGUAAGUCACCAGUUCAGAAAUGGGCAGCUCUAGAGUAAAUUGCAUAUAUGCAAAUACGGAGAUGAGAAACAAUUUUCAAACCAAUUAGAAAUCAUUGCUGACUGUAAGCCAGACAGACAUGUAAGCAGAUAACCAGGUAUCAGGUUGCUGCAGAAGGAUCUUCAGUGGAGAGGUCAGUCUUCCGAAAGGCUUCACACAAGAUACCCACUAUGCCGAACAUCUUGAUCCUCCCAGCGCUGCUUGUUUUGCUUAUGCCUCCUCUCAGACAAGCCCAAGAGGAUCUAAUUGGGGACAAAUCUGAGGAAUCUGGUGCCUUUGAAUCUGGGCAAGCAAGUGAGGAGUUUAGUGGAGAAGCAAGUGGGGAACCUAGUGGACAAGUCAGUGGAGAGUUAGGCUGGGAGCCCAGUGGGCAACCUAUGGGUCAAUCUAGCCUCCCUGAAGAAAGCAGUGGAAGUGGAUCUGACCCCUCAUAUGAAAUAGAUUGAAGUGGAUGAAACGUCCCCCCCGACUCCCUUCACAUCAUCAGCUGCAUUGAAGGAAAAUUCAAGCCUCAAAAUGAGAAACACAACUUCACCCUUGAGAAAUGAGUGUGUAGAGAAAGAGUGCUGAUGAGUUUGUUACAUUUCUAAUAUUUGUGAUUAUUCUUUUAAUAAAGUAUUUAGGGUGCAUUAUAUUCUAAAAAGUGAUUGUAAAAUGGUGACUUUUCAUUCAGUAGCUCUGCUGUGUGCAUGUAUCAAACUCAGAGUGACUGACUUUAAUGAUUAAAAUAUGGUUUUCAUGUGUGUUCAUCCUGAAGAGCCAUCACAUUUCAGAAGCUGGAAUCUAUGCCUUCUUCUGCAUCAUCCACAGAAUUAUUGACUGAAGUCUGGUUACACCUGUGCAAAGCCAUUGAUGGGAAUGGGACUGCACAAGUGUUACUGAGGGCAGAAUUUGUCCUGGAGUGCUUUUAUUAUUGAUGGAGAUGUAUGGGAAAAAAAGAAUCCUGCUUGAUUCUUGAAGCUCAGGCUGAGUUUGCAGAGUCAGCAGCUUGAAAAAAUACUAAAAUUCAAAUUAGUCCAAUUUCAAUGUAAAUUAUCUAUUUCUUUUUCUCUUCUUCUACAAUGUUUGAUAAUGGCAAC
Gopherus evgoodei (Goodes thornscrub tortoise) is the source of this 1314-nucleotide messenger RNA. Its product is annotated as chondroitin proteoglycan 3-like. The coding region runs from base 406 to 681 and encodes 91 amino acids. NCBI's taxonomy places the organism in Eukaryota, Metazoa, Chordata, Testudines, Testudinidae. The record is from RefSeq and is a predicted model, not a curated record. The transcript is spliced from 6 exons.